AUGUCAUUAAGAAUUUGGAAAUAUCCUAAAGCUACAUCACAAUCAGAACUUCGUCCUUAUAACAGUAUUACUAAAAGCAAAGAAUGUUUUGAACCAGUUCGUCAACGAAAAGUUAUAUGGUGGCAUUAUGUCAAUAUUAUAAUUGAACGAGCUCGAGAGUAUCUUUUUGAAGAACAUAUAGAGUCAACUUACAUAAAAUUAGUUAGUCAAAAUAUUCGCCCAACCAUUGACUUUGUUCAAAGAAUUCAUGGCACCGGUUAUCCCUAUAUAUCUAAUUCGUCAGUGUAUUUCGAUCCAUUUAAAUUCGAUAAACAACGUACAUGUGCUCAACUAGAAGCUGAUCGAAUGGAUAAUGUGGCUGCUUUAAGUGAACGUGAAUGUGUAUUAACCACAUCGGAUAUGACCGAUAAAGGAAAGAAAAACGAAUGUGACUUUGUUUUGUGGAAGACAAGUAUACUGCGUAUGUGGCCAUCAUCAUGGGAUCUUGGUAGACCAAGUUGUAACAUUGGAUGUAGUGUCAUGGCUAAUACCGUAUUAGAUUCACAUUUCGACAUUCAUACCGGUGUUAUCGAUGUUGAAUUUCUUGCUUGUCUUACGGAAAGAAGUCAUUUGGAAUUUACUAAUUCAUGGUUGUCUUAUUUUCAUCAUGGCUGGCACUUGAACUUUCCAAAAUGUAAAAUGUCAAAAUCAUCAAAAAAUUUUAUUUCAUUUGAACAAGCACUUAAAAAAUAUGAUUUUCGACAACUCCGAUUAUUAUGUCUGUCAUACUCAUGGUCAUUGACUUUAAAUUAUAGUGAUCAUGAAAGGAACAAAGCUGUUAUUUAUGAAGUAAUGCUUAAUGAUUGUUUUUUUCAUGACGCCAAAACACAUUUAGGUGUAUUUCAAGUAUCAAGUAAUGCAAAUGCUGUUACAAAAUUCGACGAACAUGGUCGAACAUUCAAUGAACAUUUCUCAACAAGAGCUCAAUGUUUUUCUGGUGAUUCAUUAAUUAAAUUAUCAAAUGGUGAAUAUAAAGAAAUUGGUAAUCUUCAAUCUAGUGAUGAAAUAAUAACUAUUGAUCAAUCAAAAACAAUUUCAACAGAAAUGAUAAUGAUGUUAGAUAAACAAAUUUCAAAACAAGCAUUAUUUUAUACGUUAAGAACAGAUUCUGGUAAUGAAAUAAGUUUAACAGAAUAUCAUUUAAUCCCAACAAUAAAUUCAAAUGGAAAUGAAAAUUAUUUAUUUGCAAAACAAAUUAAAAUAGGAGAUUAUUUAUUUGUUCUAUUUAAUGGAAAAUUAAAAUAUUCUCCAGUAAUAAAUAUAACAAUUGAAAUGAAAAAAGGUUAUUAUGCUCCAUUAACAAUGAAAGGUACUUUAUUAAUAAACAAUGUUUUAGCAAGUUGUUUUGCAAAUGUUAACAAUCAUCAUUUAGCACAAUAUUAUAUGACACCUUUUCAUUAUUAUUAUAAAUUUGCUCGAUUUAUGUCUUUAUAUGAUCCAUUUAAUAUUAAUAAAACUGAAGUUCGACCAGAUUAUAAAGAAUAUUACGAUGAUAUUUUAAUUCUACAAUGGCUGAAGUCUCUAAAAACAUCUAAAUCGAUUGCUCAACAUGUAGCUAUUUUUGAACAAAAUCUUUGUCAAUUGGUCGAAGAAUUAAAAGAAUUUACCUUUCUCGAUAUUUAUGGUGAAAUUCAUUAUGAAAAAAUUGAACCUUAUCGUUUAAUGGUUCAAGCUCGCUUUCCUAAUAGUCGAAUAGAUGUUGCAAUAUCAAGAUUUCGUCUUUGGCUUUAA
This is a messenger RNA of Rotaria sp. Silwood1, 1770 nucleotides long. NCBI's taxonomy places the organism in Eukaryota, Metazoa, Rotifera, Eurotatoria, Philodinida, Philodinidae. The record is from the annotation of a GenBank genome assembly.